AUGGCCAGUGCUCCAAUGAUUACUGGUAUCGUGAAUCCACGUUUGUCUAUGAUCAAGCCCGCUGGCACUCCAGGAAGAGCCACUCCUAUUGUUCCUGCAAAGGCUAUCAGAGAUGCCUCUGUACCUGAGUAUCCCAGUUUCAGAGCCAGCUGCAUCAAUAUUGCAUUUUUUGGGUCAGAUGAGUUCAGUAUAGCAUCUUUGAAUAAGCUACUACAUAUUUCAAAAACCAGGCAAGAUGUAAUUGAUAGAAUUGAUGUUGUAACAAAGUACCCAAAGGCUACAGGAAGAAACUUCAAAGACGUAACGGAUGUACCAAUUGCAAAAGCUGCUGAAAGUGAAGGGCUCAAGCUUAUCAGAGCUGAAACAAAUUCAGAGAUCAAUGCUUUGGUAGAUAAUGGCUAUGAUCUAGCAAUUGCUGUGUCUUAUGGGAAGUUAAUACCCAGAACGUUCAUUGAAACUAUACCCUAUACAAUAAAUGUUCAUCCCUCUUUGCUUCCAAAGUAUGCUGGGGCCAGUCCUUUACAAUAUGCUUGGAUCAAUGAAGACAAAUUUUCAGGUGUCACUAUUCAAACAUUACAUCCAACAAAAUUUGACCAUGGUGAAAUUAUAGCACAAACAGGAGAGAUUUCCAUUUCAGAUUGUGAAAAAUUCAAGACUGUUAGUGAUAGACUAGCCGUUGAAGGUGCUGAAUUACUGGGGAAAGUUGUUGAAAGUAGUGCCUAUAAAGAUGUUCGUAUCAAAUCCAACUAUACACCAUCAUACGCACCAAAAAUUAGUCCAGAUUUUUGUAUGAUUGACUGGAACUCUCCUGCUACUAAAUUGACUCGACAACUUGAAAUUAUGAAGUCACUAUUCUCAUUCAAGGAAAUAGACAUUAUAAAGAAAAGAAAAAGAGUUCAUGACUGGAGAAGAGUGAUAUUUUAUGAUGCUGUCGCUCUUCCAGAUAUUGAAGGAUUUGAACCUGGUGAGUUUAAAAUAGAUAACGAUAUGGUUGUAGUACAGACAUCAAGGGGCUCCAUUGGGGUUAAAUCGUUAAAAUUUGAAUAUGAAAAACAGGAAGAUGCCACUAAAUUCAUGGAGAAAUUAAAGAAAAGAGCAGGUGAAACAUCAAUGAGAUUUACUCACGGACCUGAAUCGGAUAAAUAA
Hansenula anomala is the source of this 1146-nucleotide messenger RNA. RefSeq names its product methionyl-tRNA formyltransferase (gene FMT1). Bases 1 to 1146 code for a protein of 381 amino acids. The record is from RefSeq and is a predicted model, not a curated record. Lineage: Eukaryota; Fungi; Ascomycota; Saccharomycetes; Phaffomycetales; Wickerhamomycetaceae. Gene Ontology annotation, molecular function: methionyl-tRNA formyltransferase activity. The transcript is spliced from 2 exons. Gene Ontology annotation, biological process: biosynthetic process; conversion of methionyl-tRNA to N-formyl-methionyl-tRNA. Gene Ontology annotation, cellular component: mitochondrion.